CACACCAAUAAACACUACUGUCUGCUUAUUUUCCUCUUACAAAAAUGAUACCAAAGUCAAGUUCACUUUCAUUUGUUAUUGCAGUUUUGGUGUUUUAUAUAGUGGAAUAUAGUUCUGCUCAUAUAAAAAUUAGUUUAAACAAACACAGGAGUCAUUCUUACGCUACUUUAUUAGCUAGAAAUCAGCAAAACUUCAAUGUUCAACAAACAAAUGUCGAAUGGGUUUGUACAAAUCCAAAAACGAACGAUAUGAUGAUUAUUACAUCAGAAGAUGCUCCAAGAUUUGGAGGUCAAAGUGUGCCCCAACCGUGGACACAAUCAAAUUAUCCUCAGGUUCAGAUACCGACACACAAUCAACCGAUAAAAGUUCAACCAGUGGAUCCUCAAACUCAGCAAUGGGCUCAGACCGGAUCACAGAUUAAUCCAACGUACCAAAAAGUAGCAAACAUUCCGAUUAACGUAGGACCAACGCAAAACCCACAGCCAAUUGUAAAUGAUCCACAGCAGUAUCCGAAAAACACUGACGGAGACGGCCUUAUUGACAUCAGAAUGGGACAUUAACGAACUUUUAACAAUAAUAAAUAAUGAGUAAAAAUUAUUCAUUGAAAAUAUACUUGUUAUCAAAGUGAAAUCAAAGAAUUUUUUUAUUUGAAAAUCAAUAUUUGUGUAGCUGGUCUUACGAUACUUCCAAAAUGAUUGAACUCAACAAAUUAAUCAGGUCAAUGUAAACACAUACAUCAAUGUUAAUGCAAGUAUACUUUAAAUGCGCAUACUAACUAAACACGCAUAAGGUGAACUAAAUGAGCCCAUUUCACCGUUUUUUUUUUGUUUUCUUGAACUAACUGUACAAGAAGUAUUACAAAAUUAAAAUAAAUAUCAUUUUUAAAGACCAUUUUAGUUAAUUUUCUGUACAUUAAUGUUGUACCGAAAAUGAAUGAAAAAUGGUAAAGGAAACCAAUUAUUUAAAAUAAAUAUGUCAAUCAAAUUGGAAUUUAGUUGAUUUAUUAAAACUUUCUAUUAUUAUAUCAUCUUAGUUUCUUUGAAUCUGCGCUUCUGUACAUUUUAACCUUCGCUACAAUUGCAUUUUUUUAAUCUUUCGUCUUACGUCACGGGCAUAUCUUUGCAUACACCACAUUUCGGAGAUUUAUUUAUCCUUUAUUUUAUAAUCUUAUAACGGAGAAAAAAAAUUAGUUUUUCAUCAAUAUACUUGUAAAUCUUCGAAUCGCAAGAUUUGCUAGUCUCACGUUUUAUUUUUAAAAUUUAAUUAAUUUACUAUUUUACUUAAAAAAUCUUACUGUUGGUUAUUAAUGCUGUCACACGUACCAAUAAAAGUUUCUUUCACACUAUUUUAUUUGAUAACAAUCGUACAACGCAAAAUAUAUCAUUUUGUUAAACGGAGAACUGUAACAAAAAUAUUCAUCGUUUAAAUAACAUAAUUAUGUCCUGUCAAAUAAAUUUUUUUUUUCUACGAUAAAUAUUAAAAAUAAUUCUUAUGUCACGUAAUACUGAUAAUAUAAAGUUGUUACAUAUUAUUAUUUCAUAAAAAAUUGUGUUCAAAUGUACUAAGGGAAAAUUUAAUAAACUACUACUUCGCAUAUUCAUUAUUCUUAUAGAAGUUAAUUUUUUAUGACACAUCUAAUUAAGUGGCUUACAUACUUAUUUGCUAUGAAAAAUUAUGAACAUAAUUAGGUGUAAAUUUUCUCGUUCUUUUUCGAUGGUCGAUA
Messenger RNA from Copidosoma floridanum, 1723 nucleotides. RefSeq lists its product as uncharacterized. The record is from RefSeq and is a predicted model, not a curated record. Lineage: Eukaryota; Metazoa; Arthropoda; Insecta; Hymenoptera; Encyrtidae.